This is a messenger RNA of Microtus ochrogaster (prairie vole), 1386 nucleotides long. RefSeq names its product interleukin 7 receptor (gene Il7r). Lineage: Eukaryota; Metazoa; Chordata; Mammalia; Rodentia; Cricetidae. The record is from RefSeq and is a predicted model, not a curated record. Gene Ontology annotation, molecular function: cytokine receptor activity; protein binding. Gene Ontology annotation, biological process: positive regulation of receptor signaling pathway via JAK-STAT; cytokine-mediated signaling pathway; hemopoiesis. Gene Ontology annotation, cellular component: membrane; external side of plasma membrane.
AUGAUGGUUCUGGGUAAAACUUUCGCGACAAUUUUCUGUUUAUUUCAAGCUGUUUCAGGAGAAAGUGGCAAUGCACAGAACGGAGACGUAGAAGAUGCGGAAGGGGAUGAAUACUCUUUCUGGUGCUACAGCCAGUUGGAAGUGAAUGGAAGCCAGCAUUCUCUGACUUGUGCUUUUGAUGACCCAGACAUCAACAGCACCAACCUAGAACUACAGAUAUGCGGGGCUCUUUUACAGAAGGAUUGCCUAACUCUUAAUAAGCUGCAAGAUAAAUAUUUCAUAAAGACAAAAGAAUUCCUACUGAUUGGUGUGAGCAAUAUAUGUGUGAAGCUUGGAAAAAGGAAUUUAAUUUGCAAAAAUAUGGACAUAGCCAUGAUAGUUAAACCUGAAGCCCCUUUUGGCCUAGAAGUAGUUUAUCGAAAAGAAGCAAGCGACUUUUUGGUGACCUUUAAUACAUCUCACUCAAACAAGAUGUAUGUAAAACAGUUAAUGCAUGACAUGGCCUACCGCCCAGAAAAGGGUGAAAAUAACUGGACGCAUGUCAAUUUAUUGAACACGAGAACAACAAUCCUAGAGCGAAAGCUACAACCUAAGACCAUGUAUGAAAUCAAAGUCCGAUCCAUCCCCAAUACCAGAUACUUCAAAGGCUUCUGGAGUGACUGGAGUCCAAGUUCUACCUUCAAAACGCCAGAGCCUGGGAGUCCAGGACGAUGGGAUCCUGUUUUGCCAAGUAUCAGCAUUCUGAGUUUUUUCUCUGUGGUUUUGUUGGUCAUCUUAGCCUGUGUGCUAUGGAAAAAGAGGAUUAAACCUAUCGUAUGGCCCAGUCUCCCUGAUCAUAAGAAAACUCUGGAACAACUAUGUAAGAAACCAAAAAAGAAUUUGAAUGUGAGUUUCAAUCCUGAAAGUUUUCUGGACUGUCAGAUUCAUGAGGUGAAUGGCAUUCAAUCCAGAGAUGAAGUAGAAACAUUUCUGCAAAGUGGCAAUCCUCCACAGCCUGAUUCUCCCCCUGAGGAGCUGGAGAAGCAGGGUCAUGGCGCAGCUAUGCACAGCCCAAACCAGCUGUCGGAGAUUUCAGUCAGCACACCAGAAACUUUCAGAAGAGAGUCACCCCCGAGACUCUUGGAGAGAAAUCCGAGUACAUGCACCACUCCUCCCUUCCUCUCCUCUCUGUCCCCUGACUACAGAGAUGGUGACAGGAAUGGGCCUCCUGUGUACCAAGACUUGCUGACAAGCUCUGGGAACACAAAUGGUACCCUCCCUCAGGCGUUUCCUCUCCAGUCAGGAAUCCUGAUGCCAGUUUCUCAGAGACAGCCCAUCCCCACUUCCUCAGUGCUGAAUCAAGAAGAAGCAUAUGUCACCAUGUCUAGUUUUUACCAAAAUAAGUGA